AUGCCCCGGAGCCCCACCUCCAGUGAGGAUGAGAUGGCCCAGAGCUUUUCAGACUACUCUGACGACUGCGCCUCUGACAGCUCCCGCGAGGAAACCAUUUACGAGACCAUAAGGGCCACCGCCGAGCCGUCGCAGUACCGCAUGGACGACAUCCACACCAACUCGCUGGUCAUCCGCGUCCUCAUCCCCGACCUGCAGCACACGAAAUGCAUGCGGUUCAACCCGGAUGCGACGGUCUGGGUUGCCAAGCAGCGGAUCCUGUGCACGCUCAAUCAGAGCCUGAAAGACGUCCUCAACUAUGGGCUCUUCCAGCCAGCCAGCAACGGGAGGGACGGCAAGUUCCUGGACGAGGAACGCAUCUUUCGAGAGUACCCCCAGCCAAUCAGCAAGGGGGUCCCGUCUUUGGAGUUUCGCUACAAGAGCAGAGUCUACCGGCAGCCCAACGUGGACGAGAAACAGAUCGCCAAACUUCAUACCAAGGCCAAUCUGAGGAAGUUCAUGGACCUCAUCCAGCACAAUCAGGUGGACAAAGUGUCUAAGUUGUUGGAGAGAGGCUUCGAUCCGAACUACCACGACAGCGAGACUGGUGAGUGCCCCCUGACGUUUGCCGCCCACCUUGACGGCGUGGUGGAGAUGAUCAAGGUGCUGAGGAACGGAGGAGCUCACCUGGACUUCAGGGCCAAAGACGGCAUGACCGCCCUCCACAAAGCCGCAAGGUCCAAGAACCACGUCACACUCACGACGCUGCUGGAGUUGGGGGCAUCUCCAGACUACAAGGACAGCCGCGGUCUGACUCCUCUGUACCACAGUGUGGUGGUGGGUGGAGACCCGGGCUGCUGCGAGCUCCUGCUGAACCACCACGCUUCAGUCUGCUGCCAGGACGAGAACGGCUGGCAUGAGGUUCACCAGGCAUGUCGUCAUGGCCACGUGCAACACCUGGAGCAUCUGCUGUUCUACGGAGCAGACAUGAGCGCCCAGAAUGCCUCGGGAAACACCGCUCUACACAUCUGUGCCCUGUACAACCAGGAUAACUGUGCCAGAGUGCUGCUUGUUCGUGGAGCUGACAAGGAAGUGAAGAACUACAACAGCCAGAGUCCAUUUCAGGUCGCCAUUAUCGCUGGGAACUUUGAGCUCGCUGAACUCAUCAAGAACCACAAAGAGACAGAUAUAGUGCCUUUCCGCGAGGCUCCAGCCUACACCAAACGCCGCCGGGGUCCAUCGUCUGGCAACAGCAGCGGAAACGGCCAGUCCCCCACCUCGUUAUCAGCGCCACGGGUCCUCCUGCGCUCCAACAGCGACAACAACCUAACAGUCAGCCAGUACCAGGCCCCCCAGCAGGGUCACUCGCAGCCUGGCUCCUCAGCAUUGCAUCGCAGCCUGUCACCCCAGCUGCUCCAGCAGAUGCCCAGCGGCAGCCCCAAUGGCACCGUGGUGGUCCGGACCAUGGGGAGGGGGGCGAGGAGCCGGUCGCCCUCCCUCAGCCGGCUGGGGGAGGAGGCUCGGCGCGCUCUACCUUCACAGCGUCAGCCCAGUCCCAGCAGUCAUGGCGAGGCAGUAGGCACCAGGAGGAAGCUGUACAGUGCCGUUCCUGGGAGACAUUUUGUGGUCGUUCGCCCGUACACCGCUCAGGCCGAGGGAGAGAUCAACCUGUACAAGAGCGACAGGGUCAAAGUUCUGAGCAUCGGAGAGGGGGGUUUCUGGGAGGGCAGCGCCCAUGGCCAGGUGGGCUGGUUUCCAGCCGACUGUGUGGAGGAGAUCCCGGCCAAGGCCACCGAGGAGAGGAGCUAUUCGAGAGCAGACCGCGCCGACAGACGGAAACUCUUCAGACACUACACUGUGGGCUCGUACGACAGCUUCGACGCCUCCAGUGACUGCGUGGUGGACGAGAAGACGGUGGUGCUCCAGAAGAAGGAGAAUGAGGGAUUUGGCUUCGUCCUGCGGGGGGCGAAAGCGGACACGCCCAUCGAGGAGUUCACUCCCACACCUGCCUUUCCCGCCCUGCAGUACCUGGAGUCGGUGGACGAAGGAGGCGUGGCAUGGCAGGCGGGACUCAGAACGGGCGACUUCCUCAUCGAGGUGAACCAGGAGAACGUGGUGAAGGUGGGCCACAGACAGGUGGUCAACAUGAUCCGCCAGGGAGGAAACCGGCUCCUGAUCAAAGUCGUGACCGUGAGUCGGAAUCUGGACCCCGAGGACACGGCGCGCAAAAAAGCUCCUCCGCCGCCAAAGAGAGCCCCCACCACAGCCCUGUCCAUGCGCUCCAAGUCGAUGACCUCUGAACUGGAGGAACUUGUGGAUAAAGCCACUCUAAGGAAAAAGAAAGACAAAGUCGAGGAGAUGACGCACGCCCAGAAGACCUCACCUGUAGACAUGAAGAUCGCCACGAUCAAACCACGCCCAUCCAGUCGCUGCUUGGUCACGCCCACUGAUAUGAAUUCCAUGUAUCACGACCGCCAGGGAGUAGCAGUGGUGCCGCCCACUGUGCCGGGGGCCUUCCUGGGGAUCCCUGAGAAGGGCACCAUGAAAAAGCAAAAGUCAAUAGGAACAUCGGAGGAUGAGAAACAGGGAUUCCUCACUCCUCCCCUUCUCAAGUUCUCCCGCAGCCUCUCCAUGCCCGACACCUCAGAGGACAUCCCCCCUCCCCCGGCCAUCUCGCCCCCUUCGCCACCCGCCUACAACUCAGCUGCCGGCCCGACACCCAAAAGCUACGGCACCACGCGACCCAGCUUCACCCAGAACUCGCCUAACGCGGUGACGACCAUCAGCCGGACCACCGACGUCGGCACGUUGAGGCGCGGCUACUUCCGCCAGAGCUCGGAGCAGUUCGAGAGCACGCGCACUCGAGGGCGCACGCCGGUGCCCGAGAACCCGUACUCCGAGGUGGGCAACAAGACUCUGUACGUGCCGGCGAAACCGGCUCGAAGGAAGGGGAUGUUGGUGAAGCAGCCCAACGUGGAGGACAGCCCCGAGAAGACGUGUCACAUGCCAGCAAGCCCCUCGGGCCCGGUUUCCAUGCCAACGACGCCUGUAGAGCGAACGUGCUCCUCCAUCCCCAUCCCCACGAUCAUCGUCAAGGAGCCCUCCACCAGCAGCAGCGGCAAGAGCAGCCAGGGUAGCAGUAUGGAGAUCGAGCCCACCACCCCCGAACACCCGCCUCUCACCCCCACCGUCGGCGGGAGCGGAGGUCUGCGUCCCGAAGACCCGCUGUCACUAAGCAACCCCUUUGCGGCAGCUAUAGCGGGGGCGGUACGGGACCGGGAGAAGAGGCUCGAGGCAAAAAAGAACUCAAUCGCCUUCCAGUCGAUAGACAUCGGGGAUGAGGACUUGAGCGGUCCCACGCCGACCCCCCGCCUCCGCCAGUCCAAGUCCAUCGAUGAAGGCAUGUUCAGUAGCGACGAGCGGCUUCGAAGGAUACUGGCUCCGCCCUCUGCAGCACAGCUAGGGCCGCCUGUUGGGGGAGGAAGUGGCAACAUGACGGACUUCAACACCCCCGAGCCCACGGUGGUGCGGGAGCCUCUGAACACCAGAACAGGUCAGUGUCCCAACCUGGACAGUCCCGUCAGUCUCCCGUCCACGCCUCCCAAGAGCCACUACAGGGCCAACGGGACCUACCUCCAUCCUGUCACCGGCAAACCCUUGGAUCCUAAUUCUCCACUGGCUCUGGCGCUGGCGGCUCGUGACCGGGCCAUGAAGGAGCAACAAAACCACCCUCAGAAUCAGCCCCCAAAUCCUCCUCAGGUUCAGCAAACCCCCAAACACGAAGCCCAGUCCCUCCCGAUCCAGCCCAGCCACAAACCAGACCUCAACCAACCGCUGUUCAUCGACACCAAGCUACGCUCCGGGAUCGAGACCAGUUUCGCCGCGAUCUCCACGGCGACCAUGGGCCGUCCCGGGCGGGGCGGGCUGCGGAGGCAGAUGACGGAGCAGAAGUACGAGUCCGACGGGGCGCGGGAGGAGAGGCAGCAUCAGGCGGUGGAGGAGAGGAAGAGCGCGCCGGCGGACGUGGCGGACUCGUCGCAGCCCAAGUCGGCCGGGCUCCUGAUGGUCCACACCAGCACUGACGCAAGCAACAAGGUCAACAACCAGGACCUGGAGGGGCAGGACAGCAACAGACCCUCCGAGCUGAAGGACCCCAACCAGCCCGAACCCCUCAACGCCACCACGCUGGCCCCCGGCCCCCAGCCCGCCUCGUGCCGGAGGAGGAGCAUUCCCCUGGGGGAAUCCAUGGACGAACCGGUGAAGCUUCCCUUCCGCAUCCCCCCUCCCCCUCUGGCCUCAGUUGACAUCGAUGAAGACUUUGACUUCUCAGAGCCCCUCCCCCCACCGCUGGAGUUCGCCAACAGUAUUGACAUCCCCGACGACCAGGCUAGCGCCAUCGCGGAGAUGCUUCGGGAGCAGAGACGGAACGGGGGGCCUGCUCUACCCCCGUACCACGCCCACGCCCCGCCACCCGUCACCGAUCAACACAAACGGGUGACAAACAGCAUGCCCCCCUCGUACCCUCCUCCUCCGCCUGACCCGGAGUCGGGGGUGGGUGACUCGGGCAUCGAAGAGGUGGACAGCCGCAGUAGCGGGGACCCCCAGCACAUGGAGACCACCAGCACCGUGUCCAGCAUCUCCACCCUGUCGUCGGAGGGAGGCUUCUGCGACAGCGCCCUGGAGAGCCUCUACGCCACCGCCGACGGACACGCCUUCCUCGUGGAUCGCCCUCCCGUGCCCCCCAAACCCAAGGGCAAGUCCGUCAUCAACAGAACCUCGCUUUAUCACGACGCUCUCAUCGAAGAGCCCCCAGAGUCCUACGGGUCACCGCCUCAGGCCCCUCCCCCUCCCCCCUCCGAACCUCCCAGGACUCCUACUCAAAGGACAUCCAAGCUGUGGGGCGAUCAGGCCCCCGAGCUGUGCAGCCCCCCAUCCACGCCGGACACCAAGAACACCGUCAUCACCGAGCUGAGCUCCAUCCUGCAGCAAAUGAACCGCGACAGGCCGCCCAAGACAGGGGAGAGCCUCGACUCCCCCACCGGGACCAGGGGGGCCUUCGGAGCAAGGCCGCCCACAGAAGACUCAGGAAUGCGUAAUAACGCCGCCGCCGCUGCUGCCCUCACCUCCACCCCGCCCAGCAGCCUCCCAUCGCAGCCACACCCCUGCAGCCCACCAGACUCCGCCUCCUCCCUCACCCCCUGCUCCUCCCUGCCGCCCUCCGUGUCACCCACCCUCACCGACGUCUUCGGCCUGCCCACCCCACCGAUGGGCAGCGGCGGCGGCUACAGCCUGAGCUCCUCGUGCGGCGGCAGCGGCAGCUCGCGCUCCCCGUCGCCGCUCACGCUGAUGCAGGCGGUGGCGGCCUCGGGCAAGCCCUUCGCCUCCAAACCCAUGGAGCUGUGGAGCAAGCACGACGUGGCGGACUGGCUGGAGAGCCUCAACCUGGGGGAGCACAGGGACGCCUUCCUGGACAAUGAGAUCGAGGGCGCCCACCUGCCCUCGCUGCAAAAGGAGGACCUGAUAGACCUGGGCGUGACGAGGGUGGGCCACCGCAUGAACAUCGAGAGGGCCCUCAAGCUGCUGCAGGACAGAUAA
Molecule: messenger RNA, 5574 nt
Organism: Seriola dumerili (greater amberjack)
Lineage: Eukaryota; Metazoa; Chordata; Actinopteri; Carangiformes; Carangidae
Gene: shank2
Product: SH3 and multiple ankyrin repeat domains 2
Exons: 24
Coding region: 1-5574 (1857 amino acids)
Cellular component (GO): postsynaptic density; dendritic spine; postsynaptic membrane
Molecular function (GO): synaptic receptor adaptor activity; ionotropic glutamate receptor binding
Source: RefSeq, a predicted model, not a curated record